This is a messenger RNA of Oryzias latipes (Japanese medaka), 1143 nucleotides long. Lineage: Eukaryota; Metazoa; Chordata; Actinopteri; Beloniformes; Adrianichthyidae. The record is from RefSeq and is a predicted model, not a curated record.
AUGUAAAAUAUCCCAUCUCCAUGGCGGCUAUUUCCAGAUCUCCAUGACAACAUUUUGCACUGGUGAAAAAUUCGAUACUAGGGCGCUUGGAGGCUGAUUGGGGUGCAUUGAGAGGACCUGGGGUCGCUGAUUGGUUCAAGAGAAGCCCCAUAACUACAAGGAGUUUAUAUCAAAUCAACUUGUUGAAGCACUCAGAUAGACUGGAGGGAAGUUAGUUGUGUUGGACUGCAUGGAUUCACUCAACAACGCUACACGCUUAAUCAUGGACUAAAAGACUUGGACAAGCAUGGCGAAUGCAGACAGUGAAGUCAAAACAUUGCUCAAUUUUGUCAAUUUGGCAUCCAGUGACAUUAAGGCGGCUUUGGAUAAAUCUGCUCCCUGCCGGCGCUCCGUGGAUCACCGGAAAUAUCUUCAAAAACAACUUAAGCGCUUUUCCCAAAAGUACUCCAGAGCUCCAAGAUGCCACACGCACAGAUCUGUGGAUUACAAGUGCGCUAAGCCGGUGGGAACCGUUCACCAGAGCGCGACGGUAUCAGAGAAGGCCAGCUCUGACGUUCAAGACGAGAGCGCGGGAAGCACGGUGGAGCAGGUGCCAAUGAGGAAGCGUCAGCUACCUGCCUCAUUUUGGGAGGAACCCAAGCUGACCAACGCGGAGAACGCGUUGAUGAGACUUAAAGGCAGCCCCGCAGGCAUGUGUGAAGGGAGCGCAAAGGAAAAACAAAAAACGGUUCAUGUUGACCCAAAAGUCCCUGCGCCCGGCCGGCGCAGCUGUACGGAUAAAGAGACCCUGAAAAUGGAUCUGAUCUCUCCUGUGUCUUUAAGUGUUUGCAGCUGCUGCCCCUUCCAGUACCACGGUCAACACGUUGUACACAGCCACAUCGUUGUCCCCCACCCGCCCUUGGGACUGUGGAGCAAGGCAGCAAAUGAUUUAGGGAGACCUGAUCAUCUUUAUGAACAGAAAAUCCACACGCAUGUUGUGGUCAAACCGAUCCCGACCAAGCCUGCAGCCCAGACUCCGAUCUUUAGUGUGUUUGGAUUAAUCUAAGUGGCAUAAUAAGACACAAUAUAAUUCGAUAAUUGUGUGUUGUUUACCCAGCAUUUUGUUUUUAUUGUUAUUUUUACAUUAAAAUGAUCAAGCACUUA